UCGCUACAGUUGUGAUUACUGUGUUAUUUAUUUAUUAUAAAAUGAAUAUUUGUCAAAUUUUCUGUUGAAAUAUAUAGUCACCUUGGAAAUUUCACAUCUUAGAAACGUCACAGUUAAUGACAAAAUAAUUCGAUUGCAUGAUGAACUUCGGAGAUAGAGAAAAUUUACUCAGAUUUUUUCAAGAGUACUACAACUUUGAAAAGGAAAACAUGAAACUUGAACGGGACAUGUUGAAGCUAUUGUUGCGUAACUGUGCCGAGGAGCACAAAGAACACUUUCAAAAUUAUAUAAAUAAUAUCGAACAAGAAUUAAAGGAACUUGAGGAAGAGGAAGCAAGAACUAACGAGGAAAGUGAUUCUUUAGAUGUUUCCUCAGAAUCUGAGAGAGAAGACAGUGGCAAUGACGUUGUGGAUGAAGCUGAAAGUAAAUUCCUAAAGAAGAAUUAGAAUUAUUAGUAUAAUUUAAUUUAUUUGAUUUUAGCAGUUUGUAAUUGUUGUAUAAUAAAGAAGUAUUCAUAAA
Aethina tumida (small hive beetle) is the source of this 519-nucleotide messenger RNA. RefSeq lists its product as uncharacterized. The record is from RefSeq and is a predicted model, not a curated record. NCBI's taxonomy places the organism in Eukaryota, Metazoa, Arthropoda, Insecta, Coleoptera, Nitidulidae. The coding region runs from base 138 to 446 and encodes 102 amino acids. The transcript is spliced from 2 exons.